UUCCUAACUUUUUUUUAAGAGGUAGGCCAAUGGAAAAAGUGUUUAGUACAAAUUUUCUGAAUUUUCUUUCGCUUUUCCUCUUCCGCUCGGUUUAUCAUCGUCCCAACAAUUUUCUAACUGUUUAGAGUUUGGGGACAAUGGGGAAAAAGUGUAAAUUUUUCCGAAUUUUUAUUUCCUUUUCUCUUUUUAUCUCGGAAAUGGAGGAUCGGUUUUUUAGUGUUUCAACAAUUUUCCGACAAUAUAGGGGUAGGCGAAAAUAAGGAAAUAGUGUAGACAAUUUUCCGAAUUUUCAUUCGCUUUACCUCUUUCAUCUCUUGAAUUAGUGCUCGGAUUUUCACAGUUCCAACCAUUCCCGAACUGUUUAGAGGAGCGCCAAUGGAAACAGUAGUGGUACAAUUUUCCGAAUUUUCAUUCGCUUUUCCUCUUUUAUUACGUUUAUGAAGGCUCGGUUUUUCACAGUUCCAACAAUUUUCCAACUGUUUAGAGUUUGGCGACAUUGGGGAAAAAGUGUAAAUUUUUCCGGAUUUUCAUUCGCUUUUCCUCUUUUAUCUCGGAAAUGAGGGAUCGGUUUUCUAGUGUUCCAACUAUUGGAGAUAAAAGAGGAAAAGUGAAUGAAAAUUUGGAAAAGUUUUGCACUUGUUCACCAUUUUCGCCAAACUCUAAACAGUGGGAAAAUCGUUGUGUUGAUGAAAAACCGAGCGUCCAUUCGCGUAAUAAAGGAAGAAAAUUUAGUGGAAAAUAACACUGAUUUCUAUUUAGACAGUUGAUGUUUAGUUCUACAGGAUAACCUAUUAUGCUGAUAAUGGGUUAUCAGUGGUUUAAUAACCAACUGUUGCUUGUUUUUGUAUUUCAUUUGAAUUAAACUUCUUAUUUAUGUUUGAUUUGAUUUUGAAUGAAAGAGUUUAGUUUUAAUCUGGUUAAAUAUCAAUCCUUAUGCAAAUGUGAUUUAAAAAUUAAUUGACAAAGUUAUUAGUCUUUGAAUGAUGUGUAACUCUAUUUUACCUGUUGAUGGUAAUGUGGAUGUGGAAAUUAGAAAAUUAAAUGCAAAAUCAGUUCUUGAGUUAUCACAUAUUCUAGAUGUUGAAGAAAGUUGGAAAUUAGUUAUGGCUAACAUUGAAGAUGUGGAGACUGGUGCUAGUAAAUAUAAAGUUGAACACAUGACUUUAAUAGAAACAGCUUCAGAAAAUCAAAAACGUUCUUCGACUGCGAUUCUUUUAGAAGAAUGGGGAACUAGUGGUCGCAAAAGGCCACAUAUUUCUGAUUUAUUAAAUAUUCUAGUGAAAACAGAACUAUAUCGUGCAGCUGAUUACGUUUCUGUCCACCUUUUGAAUCAAGCGCCCCCUUCAAGACCAAUCAAUGGUCCAGCUGCACCUGUUGCUAUACCUGAAGAAAUUCUUGAACCUUCUGCUCCACCUCUUUCUUUUUGUAGUUCGGAAUGCCAGGAUGAAACUGCACCACUACCAGAAGCAAAUAAAGAAGUAAUGAAGCCUGGUGAAAUUAUCCAGCAAGUGAGUUACCAAACUUUGAUGUAUGGAACUGAUGAUUUCUCCGAUGAUAAAAAAAUUGGAACUGGUGGAUUCGGAACUGUUUAUUUGUGUAAUCUACAUUUUGGAAAAGUAGCAGUUAAGAGGCUUCAUGAUUCUGAGGCGGCUAUUCAAGAAUUGACUUGUGAUCAAUUUAGUACUGAAAUCAAUCUGUUAAGUGGUGUAAUUCAUCAAAAUAUUCUUCCUGUCAUUGGUUAUUCAAAUGAUGGCCCAUAUAAAUGCCUAAUUUAUUCUUUCAUGCCUAAUGGUUCUCUUCAAGAUGCUUUGGAAGCUAAGAAUAACAGAGAUGUCUUAAGUUGGCAAGAAAGGUUCCACAUAAUGCAUGGAACUGCAAAAGGAUUAGAAUAUCUUCAUUCAAUGGAAAAACCCCUCAUCCAUAGAGAUUUGAAAAGUGCAAAUGUGUUGUUGGAUGAAAAUCUUACUCCCAAGGUUGGCGACUUUGGUUUGGUGAAGGCUGGAAAACCAUUUGGUAAACUUACCAUGUUUACUUCCACAGUUGUGGGCACAUCAGCUUAUAUGGCUCCAGAAGCAUUUAAAGGAGAAAUAUCACCCAAAGGAGAUGUUUUUAGUUUUGGUGUGGUUGUUCUAGAAAUAAUUACUGGACUUCCACCGUAUGAUGAAGAGCGGGAAAUUGUUGAUUUGCUUACUUAUGUUAAUGAAGUUGACGAUAUAAGUGUACUGGUUGAUAAAAGACUGGAACCUGCAAAUAAAACCUUUAUUCACGGAUUGUAUGAACUAUCUCAAAUAUGUUGUCAGAAUAAGAAGAAACUUCGUCCGACCAUGUCAGCUGUUCUGGAAUUAAUUAGUGAAUUGGAGAAAAUAUGACGUUUUGUACUUAAUAAAUCUAUAUUUUUAAUAUCUUGUUAUUUUAACUUAUUUGUGGUUUCGAAAUAAUGGAUAGAAUAUUGAAACAUUUGUACACUAAAUAGAUCUUUACCUUUCUUUUUCUAUUUAAAAAAUAUAAAAGGUAUGGCAUGAUGUGAUAAUAGUUGCAUAAAAAUUGAAAAGUAUGUAAAAUAUAUACGAAUUAUUAAUGUUAUUGAUUAAUGAUGUAUUGUAAUUAUUGAGAUGAAUAUGGUGCAGGUUCACCGAAAGCUUCUCUGGAUUUAAGAUGUAAAAUAAAAUAAUAUAAAUUAUAGAGACUGUCAUUGGUAAAAAUUCUGAUCUUCAAAGAAUAUAAAAUAGUCUAAUAUUGCCUAAUUGAAAUAAAGAAUGAAACUUAUAAAUAUAUAA
Messenger RNA from Nezara viridula (southern green stink bug), 2777 nucleotides. The record is from the annotation of a GenBank genome assembly. NCBI's taxonomy places the organism in Eukaryota, Metazoa, Arthropoda, Insecta, Hemiptera, Pentatomidae.